Paramecium tetraurelia is the source of this 1289-nucleotide messenger RNA. RefSeq lists its product as uncharacterized. Lineage: Eukaryota; Ciliophora; Oligohymenophorea; Peniculida; Parameciidae. The record is from RefSeq and is a predicted model, not a curated record. The transcript is spliced from 4 exons.
AUGUUUUAUAGACUGCUAUGCAAUUAUCUUAUGCUGUAUUCAAGAUCAGAUGAUCUCUUAAAUGGUUCAAUUUAUGCUAAUACAUCACAAUUCCAAAUCAUCAGCUUUCUCUCUCUGGCAUAAUACUGCUUUAUCUAUAAAAAUGCAUUUAAUGUGCAUCUAAAUACUCAAUUCCAAUAAAAGUGUAAAAACUCAUAAUUAAAUUAAAUGUUUUUGGGGCGAAGAAUAUUGAGUGCAUUUUGCUCCUAAGCCUAAUAUAAUAUACCAAUUUUCACAUCGAGCAAGAGUCCGCAUGCUAAUAAACAUCUUGAUGAUGUCCUUUUAGAUCAGAUGGUCAAAGGAUUUAAGAAAGCAUAUACAGACAAAUUUUUAUUGGACUUUAAAAAAGUGGUCCUACCUGCAAAGAGAGUUAGAUCGUUGGAUGAUCAUAUAAUUGGUCUAUGGAAAUAACAUGAAGUGGCGGUUGUGAUUGAAGGAAGAGAUGAAUUUGAGGAUAUUGAUAUAGUUUUAGAUUACUAUUAAGUGGCAGCAGUGAAAAGAAGGAUUUGUGCAAAUGUAGCUCCAAUUUACAUCAGAAUUCCUGGACAUGAUGGAGACAUCCGUUGCACUCUGGGUGAAAUCAUUAAAGAUCCUAAAAGUGGUUGGCCUUUCAAAGUAACUCUGAGAAGAUACAUAGUAGGCAGACCAAAUCUAUUGUACGUACCAAUUGCUAUAUUGCCUAAUAACUCUAAUGCAGCAUUAGUAAGGGGAACAGAUUAUGAUGUACAUAUUGAAGGAGUUUGGAUAAAUUCAUAUAAUGCCACUUAUCCCACUAAAUUCUUUGUUGAUGCUAAGAAUCUUAAGACAUACAGACCGUAUAAAUUGGGAGAUUUAUAAAAUACAUUCCCAUAAGGAAUAUUAUUGCAUGAAAGAUACAAGAAACUAAUCCAUUGGAAUGUUGCAACUCUGGCCAGAGAUGAAGAUGAUAAAUUCUUUGAAGAAGCUGAAUUCUAAAGAUCAAAAAAAGAUGAUGAUUUAUUGAUCUAUAGAAAACCAGAUGAUGAAGGUGAGGAAACAUUGGAAGGAGUAAUGUUGUAUUAAAAGAAAAAAGUAACCGUGGAGAAGACUUAAAAAAAGAGAAAGGAAAAGUCUCUUAAAAAAAAAGUCAAAUAAGCAAAUCAAGAAUUAUAAAAAGAAGUAGCUGCAGCCAAAGAAGCUAAGGAUGCUGCUGCUAAAGAAGCUGCGGCUAAAAAAUGAUCAGUUUAUAGUAUAUAUUCAGUAUAAUUAUUAUGGUUCAUAGACUUAUCAAA